AGAAUGAAUCUCGUUUACGGCUUAGCGUUUGUGUUGAUAGCUUUUUCGCUAACGGAAUGUACCACCAAGGAAAAAGAUAAAUCAAAUAGUAAUGUCGAGAUAGAGACUACAACUGCAUCCAUGUCAAUAGAAGAACGAGCCAAAAGUGAAGAAUUCAAUAUAAUGGAAGUUAUGGUGGAAUGCAAUGAUUCAUUUCGUGUGGAAACGUCAUAUCUGGAGAGUUUUAAUAAGAGUGGAAGCUUUCCAGAUGAAACCGACAAAACACCUAAGUGUUUCAUGCGCUGCGUUUUGGAGAAAUCCGGAGUUGCUUCGCCUGCGAGCCAGUUUAAUGUAAAGCGCACUGCCGAAAUAUUUCCGCAGAUCAGGGACAUACCCGAAGAAGAUAUUGUAAAAAUUGCGACUGAAUGUACUGAUAGACCCGAAACGUGUAAAUGUGAGAGGUCAUACCAAUACCUGAAGUGCUUAAUGGAGACUGUCAUUGAAAAAUUUGAACUUAAAAGAUAAAAUGUCAUUUUUUCCUGGUUACAUAAUCAUAUUAUAAUGUAUGAAUAAAGGAAGGAUAUCUUGACCGACCACUGUGCUACUCUUAUGAAAAAUAUUUUUGUUUAUUUUUAGAUGUCACUACACUUACAGUAAGAAAGCAAAUGUUAAAGAAAUUUUCAAAUAUAUGUAAAA
Messenger RNA from Pararge aegeria (speckled wood butterfly), 675 nucleotides. RefSeq names its product general odorant-binding protein 84a (gene Obp84a). The record is from RefSeq and is a predicted model, not a curated record. The coding region runs from base 4 to 504 and encodes 166 amino acids. The transcript has 4 exons. Gene Ontology annotation, biological process: sensory perception of smell. Lineage: Eukaryota; Metazoa; Arthropoda; Insecta; Lepidoptera; Nymphalidae. Gene Ontology annotation, molecular function: odorant binding.